This is a messenger RNA of Trypanosoma cruzi, 411 nucleotides long. RefSeq lists its product as uncharacterized. The transcript has a single exon. The record is from RefSeq and is a predicted model, not a curated record. Lineage: Eukaryota; Euglenozoa; Kinetoplastea; Trypanosomatida; Trypanosomatidae. Bases 1 to 411 code for a protein of 136 amino acids.
AUGGAGAACAAGGCGCCCGGCACAACGGAACGUCCCGGUGGAUACGCAACAGCGGGUGGGGCGUCCGCGCAUGAGAACUUUUUUCACCCUCGAAAAAAGAUGAAUAAGAGCGUUCAACGUGCAGGUCUACGCUAUUCUCGACGGGUCGCGGUGUGGUUUACAGCAGGCAUUACUCUGUUUCUCGUAAUCCCCAGUUACUUUGGUCCUCUUUAUGUAGAGUAUGUGUCAGGAAAGGAUUGGCUUGAGAGGGCGAAUAAAUCAAUCUGGACGCGGCGGAAUGAGAAGGACUACGAUUUGUACAUGACACAACGCCAAAACGGAUGGCUGGAGUAUCUUGGCUUAAAACAUUAUAACAUCAGCGGUGAGGAGAAUAUAGGUGAGAUUCAAGCAUAUCGGCGUGGAAAACAAUAG